This is a messenger RNA of Amblyraja radiata (thorny skate), 1696 nucleotides long. RefSeq names its product NSFL1 cofactor p47. Gene Ontology annotation, biological process: nuclear membrane reassembly; membrane fusion; autophagosome assembly. NCBI's taxonomy places the organism in Eukaryota, Metazoa, Chordata, Chondrichthyes, Rajiformes, Rajidae. Gene Ontology annotation, cellular component: cytosol; nucleus. The record is from RefSeq and is a predicted model, not a curated record. Bases 100 to 1209 code for a protein of 369 amino acids. Gene Ontology annotation, molecular function: ubiquitin binding. The transcript is spliced from 9 exons.
GAGAGCGCAGGGCGGCCCCGGGGGUUCGCUCUCGCUCGCUAGCGCGGGGGGCGGGUCACGGGCAGCGGCCGCCCCGGGCACGGAUACAUUAAUGCGAAGAUGGCGGAAGGUGAGGAGCGAGCUCUGCGGUUGGUGCGGUUAACCGGGGCGGCGGAGGAAGGAGCCAGAGCCCGCCUGGAGACGACCAGCUGGGACAUGCAGUUAGCUCUGGCUAGUUUCUAUGAGGAUGACGAUGGCAAUCAAACAGUUCAAGAUGUCCCAGCGUUUAAAAAUGCCACUAAUUUCAGACCUGUGGUUCAUAGCAGUGGUACUUCCCGAAUAGCUUCUUUGAAAGACUUGAGGGAUGAAGAGAGUAACAGUUCGGCUGAUGAAGGUGAACGGUUUUAUGCAGGUGGUUCUGAACACAGUGGCCAACAAAUAGUUGAACCGUCAAAGAAAAAUAAUCUAAAUGAAAUUGUGGAUGACCUUUUUAAAGAAGCUAAGGAAAAUGGGGCAGUUCCAGUGGAUCACUGGGCAGAAGGUGUAGGCGAGGCAAACAGAGCUGUGCCAUUUGUGGGUGGUGGAUACCGAUUGGGAGCGUCGUCACAAGAAUUAUCUGAAUAUGUUUCACAAGAUAAUAAACAAGAUUCUAGUCUUGAUGUUCAGAUUUUGCUGAAGCUUUGGAAAAAUGGCUUUAGUUUGGAUGAUGGGGAACUCAGAACCUACGCAGACCCCAAAAAUGCACAGUUUUUGGAUUGCAUUACCAAGGGAGAGAUUCCUGCAGAGCUCCAAAAAUUGGUUCAUGGAAAUCAAGUAAGUUUGGAUAUGGAGGAUCACAGAAGUGAAGAAUAUUUAAAGCAUAAAUUGAAGUUCAAGGCAUUUUCUGGCGAUGGACAAAAAUUGGGAAGCCUCACUCCAACUAUAGUUAGCACACCAUCUUCUCCAGAAGAAGAAUUCAAAUACUUUAUUAAUAUCGAGAAUGUGAAUGAAUCUGAGCCAACUACCAAUGUUCAAAUUCGUCUUGCAGAUGGGAGUCGCUUAGUGCAGAAAUUCAAUCAAACUCAUAGAAUUAGUGAUAUUCGCCAGUUUAUUAUUGAACAUCAUCCGGUGUUUGCUACUACCUCCUUUACACUGAUGACCACAUUCCCAAAUAAAGAACUGACCGAUGAAGAGCAAACUCUGCAAGAUGCCAAGGUGUUAAAUGCAGUGAUUGUUCAACGUUUGAAGUAACUUAAUCUUGUAAGCUUUCAAAUUUUUAAGUGCACUGAUCUGAGCUGAAUAGCAAAAUCUGAUAAAACUGACAUUAUAUUCCAAAACACUUUAGCAUGUUUGGAGAAAUGAAACUGCUAUGGUUUGCAGCAAAAGGUAAUCUUCAUUGUCUGAGAACAUGAGAACAUGAGAACAAUUGACGAUACAUGAAAUGAACUGUUAAUGUGCAAAUCUACUAAUAUGGGAAAUCAUUUGCUACAAUACUAACUGGAAAUGUGUAACGGUAACGGGAAUGUUCGGACUCUUAUAAUCGUGAACCUUUAAAACUGCUACUGUUUUCAGCCUACGAAUUUAGAUUUUGUUUUCAGAAACCUUAAAUCACGCAUCUGGACAUGAUGAUAUUUACUAGAUAAUAAGGGUAGACAUAUGCAUGCAUCAUAAUGGCUGUAUACAAGUUUAGAUUAUCAUCUGACAAGAGAGAUAAAAGUAAAAUUUAUACUGCUUGUAA